Messenger RNA from Drepanopeziza brunnea f. sp. 'multigermtubi' MB_m1, 2811 nucleotides. RefSeq lists its product as uncharacterized. The record is from RefSeq and is a predicted model, not a curated record. Gene Ontology annotation, cellular component: plasma membrane. Gene Ontology annotation, biological process: transmembrane transport. Lineage: Eukaryota; Fungi; Ascomycota; Leotiomycetes; Helotiales; Drepanopezizaceae. Gene Ontology annotation, molecular function: oligopeptide transmembrane transporter activity.
AUGGGCACGUCGUUUGAAACAACGCAGGUUGCUCCAGUUGCCGAGCAUAGUCCUGAGUCCAGCUACAGUAAGAAGAAACCAUCAAUUUCUGUAGUUCAAGCCGAUGACAUACCAACAGAGCGAUUUGAGCACAAGCUCAGUGUUACCGAGGAUGACUUUUUUCAAGCCCAGGCAGCUGCCAAGGAGUUGGAUCUUGAAAAAACCCGCGCCAUCAUGGUCAAUGUCCUUAAGAUGCACGGGAAUGAUCCCAAUUUCCCGCUGGCCAUAAUUGAGAAAAUUAGAGAAUUUCUUGGCAACGAUGAUAUCCUCAACAACCCUGAGAAACAUAUGGAAAUCAUCCAAGAAAUGAAGACCGAGGCGGCUCUGAUCACCAACAACAGCCCCUAUGCAGAGGUCCGUGCGGUUGUUGACAACACUGAUGAUCCGAAUAUGCUUUCGUCCACGAUCCGUGUUUGGGUCAUCGGCCUCACAUUCGUUAUCAUCCUUGCUACCACCAACCAAAUGUUUAGUAUUCGGCAACCAAGCAUCAGUGUGACUUCAAAUGUCGCCCAAUUGGUGUCUUAUCCUCUCGGCAAGGCGGCUGAGGCUUGGCUUCCUGACGUCGGUUUCACGCUCUUUGGUAUCCGACACAGCUUAAACCCUGGGAAAUUCACCAGGAAGGAGCAUAUGUUAAUCACAAUCAUGGCGAACGUUAGUUGGCAGACUCCCUACACGGAACUCAUAAUCUGGACUCAAGUUCUCCCUCAGUUCUUCAACCAAUCCUACGCUAGAGGCUUUGGAUACCAGAUCUUGAUCACCUUCGGAACGAAUUUCUUGGGCUAUUCUAUUGCUGGUGCCUGCAGAAGAUUUCUUGUCUAUCCAUCUUACUGCGUGUGGCCCUCAUCUCUCGUCACUAUUGCGUUAAACUCCGCGUUUCACAGAGAAAAGAACGAAGCAGUUCCAAGUCCGUUCAGAAGAAUGUUGACUAUAUCUCGUAUGAAAUUCUUCGUGUUGUCUUUCCUGGCGAUGUUCGUUUGGUUUUGGUUCCCAAAUUACCUCUUCAAAGCACUGAGUGUUUUCAACUGGAUCUCAUGGAUUGCCCCAACUCACAAGACCUUGAACGCCAUCACCGGCAGUAACAAUGGACUGGGUUUUAACCCCUGGCCGUCCUUCGACUGGAACCCUCUUCUCUUCGAUAACCAAGAUCCAUUCAUGGUACCAUUUUUCAACACCCUCAACAAAUUUGCAGGCCAGAUCAUGUCUGGCUCCGCCAUCAUCUACGUCUACUUUACAAAUAAAUGGUACACCAGUUAUAUUCCAAUCAAUACUAACAGAGUCUGGGAUAACACGGGAAAACGAUACAACGUCUCGAAGACUAUUGAUGCGAAAGGUAUCUUCGACCCCGUCAAGUACCAAGCCUAUUCUCCGGCUUAUCUUGGCGCCUCCAACCUCAUGGUUUAUCUGUUCUACUUCGCAGUCUAUUCGUCGGCCAUCUCGUACUGCGCUUUGUACCAUCGAUUUGAAAUCAAGAUGGGAUUCCGCAACUUGUUCAACAGCUUCAGGAAGGACAGGAAGGAAAACAAAGAUCAAUACGAGGAUAUCCACAACAAACUCAUGUCUGCGUAUCCAGAAGUAUCGGAGUUGUGGUACCUAUGUUGUCUGCUGUUCGCCAUCUCCCUCUCAAUCGCAGGGAUCGUAGGAUAUCAUACCUACACUACUGUGGGUGUUGUGUUUUUUGGUAUUGGGCUUUGUUUACUUUUCGUUGUUCCUCUGGGCAUCGUCGCCGCCAUGACUGGAAUAGAAGUGACACUCAACGUCUUGGCUGAAUUCAUCGGUGGUUCGAUAGUGGCUGGAAACGCCCUCGCAAUGAAUUUCUUCAAGUCCUACGGAUACGUCACAUGUGCCCACGCAAUCCGGUUCUCCAACGACCUGAAGCUAGCUCACUACGUCAAGAUCCCCCCUCGUCACACUUUCUGCGCCCAAAUGGUUGCGACUUUCAUAUCGACAUUCAUUUGCAUCGGAGUUCUCAACUUCCAAAUCAGUGAGAUCCCAGACGUCUGUGAGCCUGACCAGAAGAACCGUUUCACCUGCCCAGGCCCCAACAAAUUUUUCACUGCAUCAAUCCUAUGGGGUACUCUCGGACCCCAGAAGAUGUUUGGCAAAAACGGACAGUACUGUGCUCUACUUAUGGGGUUCCCCAUCGGCCUGGUGCUUCCGGUGAUCGUGUACUAUGCCCAGAAGAAGUUUCCUAGGCAGGAGUGGUUGAGACAGGUCCACCCCGUUGUAAUGAUGUACGGAUCACUCGCUUACGCCCCGUACAACCUAUCCAACGUCUGGCCGGCUGUCCCGCUGGGCUGGUUCUCUAUGGUAUGGCUGAAGAAGAGAUAUCUGGGUUUCUGGUCCAAGUACAACUACAUCCUCUCGGCGUCUUGGUCAUCCGCCAUUGCCAUUGCGGCUGUCAUCAUUUUCUUCGCCCUCCAGUUGUCUGACAGGGAGAUUGUGUGGUGGGGUAACACGGCUUUCACCAAGCCGGGAUGCGUGACGCUUCGGAGUCGACCCAGCUACACACUACAGCUGCUCUCUGCGGCACGGGAAAAUCUGCAACGAAGUCUGGGAGGAGCUGCAGAACAACGACGCGUGUCUGCGAACGCGAAGAAAGCCGUGGGCUUCGCAACGCAGGCCUUCGAGGCUCUCCUCAGCCGGGCGCUCCCCGUGCUCAUGAAUGCAAAUGUCAGGAGACCGACGAAUAUUACCGGCAACCUGACGCCAGGUCUACGCUGGAGAGGGAUCUUUGAGAAGAGCGUCAUGUUUAGCGGCGCUGGGAGCGGGUGA